UCACAUGAGAAUAGGGAACAUUUAACUUUUCUGAGCAAAAAGGCAUUUACCUUCCAGGAAUGGCUCGUCAUGACAUGUGCUUGUUCCUUACAGUCGUUCUGUUACGUACGUGUUACUGCAAAAACUUAUCGUGCAGUUUUAAUGGGGUGGUGCAGGAUGUGAAAAAUGUUCCUGGUCCUGACAUUAGGCCAGUGUUGGACUGGAGAACUCCAACCACUGUCUCCAUAGACAUGGCACUGUACACUAUUGUCAACUUGGACACAGCCUUGCAAACUAUGACCACAUACAUCUGGUUCGAAAUGGCUUGGCAAAAUGAGUUUAUAUCUUGGGACCCAGCUAAUUACUGUGGAAUUGAGAAGAUCUUGAUUCCUGGCACACGUUUUUGGUUACCCGACCUCUACAUUUAUGAACUGACAGAUUCUGAAAACAGUGUUCCUGUCAUUCCAUUCUACACUGUUACAAAUAAGGGGACAAUUAUUAACGCUAAACCAAUACGGAUUGUUAGCUCCUGCAAUCUAGACAUCUUCAAGUUCCCCUUUGAUCAACAGAUAUGCAGUUUGACCUUUGGGUCAUACGUUCAUUCAGUUAAUGAGAUGAUCAUGUCAGCCAAAUCCAAUUCCAGCGUGGUCAACAUGAACUCACAGAGCAUCUUCGUCAGUAAAGGAGACUGGAAUUUGGUGAAUGUCAAUGUGGAAAAUGGAAAUUUUACAGGAGUCCAUCAAGUUUUCAGUUCAGUUAAACAUCAGAUAACCAUAAAACGAGCUCCAAUCGUUUAUAUAAUAAGUUUAAUUGUCCCAGCAUGUUUCUUGGUAAUCUUGGAUAUUUUCAGUAUGUUCAUUGAGUUGGGGGCUGGGGAGCGACUUGGCUUUAAAAUAACCGUGGUUUUGGGAUUCUCUGUGCUUCUGCUGAUCCUUAACAACAUGCUUCCCAAUUCCGACAACCCACCAGUACUAGGUAUCUUCUGCUGUGUGUGUAUGGCUGUCAUGGUCAUCAGUACAAUCGGUUCUAUUUUUACCUCAUAUAUGCUAAUGUUGUCUGAAACUCACCCAAAUGUCCCUCGCUGGAUAAAAAUAUGGAUUAUGAGACGUCUUGCACGCAUUCUUCUCUUCAAUAUGAAGGACCAAGAGAAAAAUAAGCUGGCGGCAAAUGAAGAAGGAAAAGGUUCUGACACAAGCAUGGAGAUUAUGGAUCAGGAUUCACAAGGAGAAACUAUUGUCCCAAUGGAAGUGAAGCUGUUGAAAAGGCUUCUGGAAGAAGUUCUGAAGAUCCACAAAGAAUUGAUCCUCUCCAAGGAGCAGGACAAUGUAAAAUCAGACUGGCAUUUUGCAGCAGUUGUGGUGGACCGGCUUGUCUUAAUCAUCUAUUUAAUCAUUGUUAUAAUAAUGUUUGCAGUGGUCAUAAAAGUAUGGUCUACAUGACAAACUUGUGCAACAAAACAAUAUUUUUUUUAAGCUAAUAAUGUGGAUAAAUGUUGUCUUAUGAUAGUAAAUAAUUAAUUUAAAGCAAAGGUACAAUAAAAUGGUCCUAAAUCCAUU
Messenger RNA from Rana temporaria (common frog), 1535 nucleotides. Its product is annotated as 5-hydroxytryptamine receptor 3A-like. Bases 60 to 1418 code for a protein of 452 amino acids. The transcript has 9 exons. Gene Ontology annotation, cellular component: neuron projection; membrane; synapse. Gene Ontology annotation, molecular function: extracellular ligand-gated monoatomic ion channel activity; transmembrane signaling receptor activity; neurotransmitter receptor activity. Gene Ontology annotation, biological process: monoatomic ion transmembrane transport; nervous system process; signal transduction. The record is from RefSeq and is a predicted model, not a curated record. Lineage: Eukaryota; Metazoa; Chordata; Amphibia; Anura; Ranidae.